AACUUACCCGCAAGCGCCCGCAAGCAAUCGAAUCCCGCUACUUCCUUCUACUGCUAGUUGUAAAACUACACUGAACGAAAUCGGGGUCCCUGUUCAGCUCGUCGCCCUCCGGUCGUUCCAGUUUGUGUUUUCACUCUUUGACUGCCCACAUGCAAAAAUGUUCCACGCCGAAGAACUCUCGACGACGGGAGUAGCUAAAGAAGAUGAAAUCCACGCCGAAUGGGAUGUGAAAUUUCGCAGGGUGGAUAAAUCUCUGAAUGGAAACUUUAAGGAACACUUCCCGAAUUGUGAGGAGCAUGGAUUUGUAACGAGCGAACCGGGUGGCUUUUUCUUGAUGGACAAGUAUUCACACCAUGCAGAGAAAAUCUAUCGUUUCCAACCAAGAAGUGACGAUGUUUGGGUAGUAACAUUUCCCAGAUGUGGGACAACAUGGACGCAAGAACUGGUCUGGAUGAUCAUGAAUGACUGCGAUAAAAUUAGGGCAAAGGCACCUUUAAUGGUUCGAUCGCCGUUCCUAGAAUUGCCGUACAUGUUGCCGCUCAACGCUACUUCACCAGAAAUCAGAAACAUGAUGGUAACUCUUGAAAUGAUGGAGGAAAUGCCUUCACCAAGAAUUAUCAAGAGCCAUCUUCCGUUCUACCUCCUUCACCCAAAAUUGCUGGAUACUUGCAAGGUUGUAUACGUGGCCCGCAAUCCAAAAGACGUUAUAGUUUCCUUUUUCUACCACCACCGACUGUUUGAUUUCCACUACUUUGACGGAGACGUUGAGAAAUUCGCGCAAUACUUUAUGGAUGGAGAAGUAAUGUUCUCUCCAUUUUUCCCACACAUCCUUGAUGCGUGGAGCAAACGCCAUCAUCCAAACAUGCUUUUUCUUUUCUACGAAGACUUGAAAAAGGAUUUACGCGGAGAAAUAGAAAAGAUAGCCAAAUUUCUCGAUAAGUCUCUUUCGGAAGAGCAACUCACGGAUUUGAGGGAACACUUGCGUUUCGACAACUUUGCAAAGAACGAGUCAGUGAACAUGGAACCGGCCAACAAUUUGGGUCAUUUCAGUACCGAGGGCCACUUCAUACGCAAAGGGAAAACGGGUGACUGGAAAAACCAUUUCAGUCCGGAGAUGAACAAGCGCAUCGAUGAGUGGAUUGACAAAAAUCUGAACGGAUGCGCAGACCUCAAGUUCGUAACACAACUUGAAUUCCAAGAUUGACUCUUCCAUAUCCCCAAAUAUACUGUAUAGAUUCAGUGCCAAA
Messenger RNA from Daphnia magna, 1247 nucleotides. RefSeq names its product sulfotransferase 1C3. Lineage: Eukaryota; Metazoa; Arthropoda; Branchiopoda; Diplostraca; Daphniidae. Gene Ontology annotation, cellular component: cytoplasm. Gene Ontology annotation, biological process: sulfation. The record is from RefSeq and is a predicted model, not a curated record. Gene Ontology annotation, molecular function: sulfotransferase activity.